Parastagonospora nodorum SN15 is the source of this 786-nucleotide messenger RNA. RefSeq lists its product as hypothetical. Lineage: Eukaryota; Fungi; Ascomycota; Dothideomycetes; Pleosporales; Phaeosphaeriaceae. The transcript has 5 exons. The record is from RefSeq and is a predicted model, not a curated record. Bases 1 to 786 code for a protein of 261 amino acids. Gene Ontology annotation, cellular component: membrane; cytoplasm.
AUGGACGGCACACGGCGCAGAGUGCUCUACCAACUGAACAGCCGCUGGAUUUACGGCAAGAUUCCGUUACUCCACGCUGCUGUCUUCCUCCUGCAAAUGGCUGCUGUCUCUCUCCUCGCGCGCAAGUACAACAGCUACUAUGCACAAAGACCCGUCCUCACGACGAUGAUCACCAACGCUUACACGCAGGUGUUGGGUGGCAUCGCAGACACAGUAGCCCAGACUUUGACCGCCGUGCGACAGCGCGCAGUCCGCAAGAAGGGCGGCCUCGACAAAGAUGACUUCCUCGCAAUCGAAAUCCACGAACUCGACCGGCGGAACCCCGUCAACGACAUGGACCUGAUCCCCGACUCGAAGCGCCUCCCUCCGCCAUUCGAUUUCGAGCGAACAGUGCGAUUCAUGUCCUACGGUUUCAUCAUGUCUCCGCUCCAGCACAGGUGGUUCAAGUUCAUGGCUUCGACAUUCCCGAUGAGUAAGACUUCGACCUGGUUGCCCGCAUUGAAGCGCGUGGCUCUUGAUCAGUUUUUGUUCGCGCCAGCUGGUCUUGCUUGCUUCUUCACAUUCAUGACCGUUGCGGAAGGUGGUGGAAAGCGCGCUGUGCAGCGCAAGUUCCAGGACAUUUACGUUCCGGCGCUCAAGGCCAACUGGCUGGUCUGGCCCGCGGUGCAGAUUGUCAACUUCCGCGUCAUGCCAAUCCAGUACCAGAUUCCAUUUGUCUCGACCGUCGGUAUUGCUUGGACAGCAUACCUUUCGCUCACCAACUCUGCCGAAGAAGCAACUUCCUAG